GGCCCGAGCGCGAGCCCGAGCGGCAGCCGGCGGCCGCGGGAGCCGCGGGGAGCGCGGGGGCGGCCCGGAGCGCCCGGGGUCCCCGCGCCCCGCUCGCCCGCCGCGCUCCGAAGAUGGUGGCGGCGCCGUGCGCCCGGAGGCUGGCCCGGCGCUCGCACUCGGCGCUGCUCGCGGCGCUCACCGUGCUGCUGCUGCAGACGCUGGUCGUGUGGAAUUUCAGCAGCCUCGACUCCGGGGCCGGGGAGCGCCGCGGGGGCGCAGCGGCCGGCGGCGCGGAGCAGGCGGCCCCGCGCCGGGAGCGUCGGGACCUGCCCGCCGGGCCGGCCGCAGCCCGAGGCGGCGGCGGCGGCGGCGGCGGAGGAGGAGGACGGGGGCCCCCGGCGCGGGCGCGGGGAGGCGGCCCCGGAGAACCCCGGGCGCAGCAGCCGGCCAGCCGGGGGGCACUGCCCGCGCGGGCGCUGGACCCUCAUCCAAGUCCGCCGAUCACCCUGGAGACACAGGACGGCUACUUUUCUCACCGGCCAAAAGAGAAAGUACGAACAGACAGCAACAAUGAGAACUCCGUCCCCAAAGAUUUUGAGAAUGUGGACAACAGCAACUUUGCACCUAGGACUCAAAAGCAAAAGCACCAGCCUGAGCUGGCAAAGAAGGCCCCGAGUAGACAGAAGGAGCUCUUGAAGAGGAAGCUGGAGGAGGAGAAGGGGAAGGGGCAUCCGUUCCCGGGCAAGGGCACCAACGAGGUGCUGCCUCCUGGUGAGAAAGCCGCCGUGAACGGGAGCCGUGGGAAGGAUGUCCCAAGACAGCCCCACAGCAGGAAAAGCGGGGGCAGCUCCCCUGAGAUCAAGUAUGACCAGCCCCCCAAGUGUGACAUCUCGGGCAAGGAGGCCAUCUCUGCCCUGUCCCGUGCCAAGUCCAAACACUGCCGCCAGGAGAUCGGGGAAACCUACUGCCGCCACAAGCUCGGGCUGCUGAUGCCCAAGAAGGUGACUCGGUUCUGCCCCCUGGAAGGCAAAGCCAACAAGAACGUUCAGUGGGACGAGGAUUCGGUGGAGUACAUGCUGGCCAACCCAGUCAGAAUCGCCUUCGUCCUGGUGGUCCACGGCCGGGCCUCUCGGCAGCUGCAGCGCAUGUUCAAGGCCAUUUACCACAAAGACCAUUUCUACUACAUCCACGUGGACAAGCGCUCUAAUUACCUACAUCGGCAAGUGCUCCAGUUUGCCAGACAGUAUGACAACGUUCGCGUCACCCCCUGGCGGAUGGCCACCAUCUGGGGAGGAGCCAGCCUCCUGUCCACAUACCUGCAGGGCAUGCGUGACCUCCUGGAGAUGACCGACUGGCCCUGGGACUUCUUCAUCAACCUCAGCGCAGCCGACUACCCCAUCAGGACGAAUGACCAGCUGGUGGCAUUUCUCUCCCGAUACCGAGAUAUGAAUUUCCUGAAGUCACACGGCCGGGACAAUGCAAGGUUCAUCCGAAAACAGGGUCUGGACCGACUCUUCCUGGAGUGUGACGCCCACAUGUGGCGCCUAGGGGACCGGCGAAUCCCAGAGGGCAUUGCUGUGGAUGGAGGCUCGGAUUGGUUCUUGCUGAACCGGAAGUUUGUGGAGUAUGUGACGUUCUCCACAGAUGAUCUGGUGACCAAAAUGAAGCAAUUUUACUCCUAUACCCUGCUUCCUGCUGAGUCCUUCUUCCACACCGUCCUGGAGAACAGCCCCCACUGCGACACCAUGGUGGACAACAACCUGCGCAUCACCAACUGGAACCGCAAGCUGGGCUGUAAGUGCCAGUACAAGCACAUCGUGGACUGGUGCGGCUGCUCCCCCAACGACUUCAAGCCGCAGGAUUUCCACCGCUUCCAGCAGACAGCCAGGCCCACCUUCUUUGCCCGAAAAUUCGAAGCCGUGGUGAAUCAGGAAAUCAUCGGGCAGCUGGACUAUUACCUGUACGGGAACUACCCCGCGGGCACCCCGGGCCUCCGCUCCUACUGGGAGAACGUGUACGAUGAGCCAGAUGGCACCCACAGCCUGAGCGACGUGGCACUCACCUUGUAUCACUCCUUUGCCCGCCUGGGCCUCCGACGGGCUGAGUCGUCGCUGCACGUGGAGGGGGAGAACAGCUGCCGGUACUACCCGAUGGGCCACCCAGCAUCUGUCCACCUCUACUUCCUUGCGGACCGCUUCCAGGGCUUUCUGAUCAAGCAUCACGCUACCAAUCUGGCCGUGAGCAAACUUGAGACCCUGGAGACAUGGGUGAUGCCAAAGAAAGUCUUCAAGAUUGCAAGUCCCCCCAGUGACUUCGGGAGGCUCCAAUUUUCUGAGGUCGGCACCGACUGGGAUGCCAAGGAGCGGCUCUUCCGCAACUUUGGGGGGCUCCUGGGGCCCAUGGAUGAGCCGGUAGGCAUGCAGAAAUGGGGGAAGGGCCCCAAUGUCACCGUGACUGUCAUCUGGGUGGAUCCCGUCAACAUCAUCGCAGCCACCUAUGACAUCCUGAUUGAAUCCACUGCCGAAUUCACUCACUACAAGCCCCCUUUGAACUUGCCCCUGAGGCCUGGGGUCUGGACAGUGAAAAUUCUUCACCACUGGGUGCCAGUUGCAGAGACCAAAUUCCUCGUUGCACCUCUGACCUUCUCAAAUAGGCAGCCCAUCAAACCAGAGGAGGCACUGAGGCUGCACAACGGGCCCCUCCGCAGCGCCUACAUGGAACAGAGCUUCCAGAGCCUGAACCCCGUCCUCAGCCUGCCCAUCAGCCCUGCCCAGGUGGAGCAGGCUCGCAGGAACGCGGCCACGGCUGGCGCGGGCCUCGAGCGCUGGCUGGACUCACUGGUAGGUGGGAUGUGGGCCGCCAUGGACAUCUGCACCACGGGCCCCACUGCCUGCCCCGUCAUGCAGACCUGCAGCCAGACGGCCUGGAGCUCCUUCAGCCCCGACCCCAAGUCGGAGCUGGGGGCCGUCAAACCUGACGGCCGGCUCAGGUAGCACUAGGCACACGUGAGCCACAGCAGAUCUCAAAGGGAAAGCAGCCAGGGGGGCCGGUGGCACCUGGACCCUGGCCUACCACCCCCCGGGUGGGGGGGGGGGGAGGGGUGUCUUUUGUGAGAGGAGCUCUCAUGGCUACAGAAUGAUGGAGAAGGAAGGUGUAGAGGUCAAAGCCGUUUCUGCCGACGACCUGCAUUUGACAAGCUGGGUACUGGGGGCAAGGACUGCUUGGUCCCCGCGCCACAGUGGUCUUACCUCUUUUGGUUGAUCCUCAAAGCCUAUAGGUUCCUUGUUGUCCCUGCCAGUGACCCAGUCCCCCAGACAAGCGAUUCUCAAAACUUUUAUUUUGAGCAGCAGACUUGAGUUUACUAAGCUUAGUUGGAAGGGGGAAGUUCAAGGUGCAGUUGAACUCCAGGCUGCUCUGGUUGAAGCUGGGGAGUGUAAGGUUCUUCUCCAAGCACAGCCCACCAGGCCGUCCCUUUGUCAGUGGCACCUCCCAAGGUACCUGUCCAGAACCCACAGGCUCUGCAAAAGCCAGUUGGAAAAGCACGGCCCAGGCCGUGGGCUUGAUUGAUCUCCAGCCCCCUGCUUGGGCUCAUUUUCCUGCUCCUGGGCCGGAGAAGGAGACUGUCUGAGCCUUCCCCCAGCCUUGUCGGGUUGAGUUGUCCUCCUUAGUCACUAGAUGCGCAGGAGAGCCUUUUGACGGAACAUGGCCAAGGUUCCCCAAGGUGUCACUGCCACAGGGCCAGGGUUCCAGGCCAGCCUCCCUCCGGACUGCCACCGACAGGCUGAUGCUUAUAAGCACCAAGUCUCCUAGGCAUUCGUGGGCCAGGAGACUGAGACCAUGACCUCGUGGGUCCUGGCCAGUGGGAACUUUGGGGACCACGGCCAUGAAACUCAGAGAUUGUCGGGAGCCAACUCCUGAGCUGGACGGCACAGCAAUACCCUCCCGUGCGUGAGCCCUUCCGCCCUGAGGUCCGGGCACUCCAGACCUCUGUAUAUCAUACCUGCCACCCCCAUCCCUGGUGCUGUAGGAAUGGACCAGACUUUGUACAUCCCUGCAAAAGCAUUUCAGAUUUGGUUUCUAACUCCAUGUCCUUCCUCGUGUGAGGUGCCGCGUCAAAGGGGGAAGCUUGCGGAUGUGAUUGGUUGCUACCUUAACAGCAGUGUUACUCCAAGUGCUCGAGGUGCAGAAACCUGACAUCUGAGCCGUGGCUCCAGGCCCCUUCCUCCUCCAGCCCCCACCCCGUCCCCACGACAGGCUUUCUUUGGCACAGGCCCAGCCGUGGCUGCACCAUGUUCUGCUGCAGAGUCUAUCCUGUGUCUCUGUGCAGCGUGCGUGUGAAGGGAGCAGAGCCCAUGCCUCUCGCCCCCAAGCCCCUGCCCCACCGGGCCGGAUGUCCUGCGGGCCAGGGAGGGGCUGGAAGAGGGACACUUGCAGUAUUUAUUAUUUAUAUGUUUUAGUCCAUGACUAAUAGUAGGUGCUGCGUUUGCAGCUUGUUAGUUAUGUUCUCUUACUAACUGAAGCUGCCUUUAUUCAUGAAAGGCCCCCCCCCUUCCCCUCCCUCCCCGCGGCCAGUGUCUGUCUGUCUCCUGUCUGCUCUGUAUUCUCCACGUCCUGAGAGAAAGGCAGGGGUGUUGGACACGAUGAGGAGAGUGUGUGCCCCUCACGGCAAUGAAGCCUUCCUCCUUCUCAGGCAGGGUGGGAGCCUGGGCUGGGCCUCCAGUACCAAACAGGCCAACGACUCAGGUGGAGGGAGAGGACCCAGGGCAGGGCCUGGGACCUUAGCAGGUGACAGGGGGACCCUGACUCUUUGCAAGCCUGGGAAGAAGAAAGAUCCAGUUUAGAAAAAGGGGGAGUAGUCGGACCAAGCUGGGAGUUAGCCCCUGUCAAUGGGCUGCAGGGGCUGUGGACGGUCUUGCCCUGCAAGCCCAGGUCAUUAGUCCAUGAACUUGAACCCAGAGGCCUCUGCCACCACCCCAGCCCACCUUGCUGGCUUUCCCCCCAGAACGAGGGGAAGGGCCAGGGCCAGCUUACUCUGGGCACAAUCCGCAGCCCCCUCCCUGCAAGGGAUUUGAGAUGCCAGGCAGUCAGGGUCAGGGAAUAAAAUAAGCAAAAGCCUAGGAUGAUUUGAGAAAAGAUGUUUCCACAAGAGACACACUAAUAGUUGAACUCUCUUUUAAUCUAAGAGUGAUUAAUCACAAGCCCCUGGAAACCCUGUCAUAGUUGGAAGGGCAGCGCCUGGGGCACUGAGUCACUGACCAGGUCUGAAGUCACUCAUGCCAGAGGCUGGGGCAUACGGUGCGAUUUCCCAACCAGCCUGCCCAAGUCUCACCAAACGGUCUCCAGGGAGGACAGAAAGCAUAGCCUAGACCCUGUGGGUCACAAGGGUGCCCUUUCCUCCCUUUGGAAAGAGACCUUUCUGGUCAGAUCAAGGCAUCAUUUGGACUUCAUUUCCCCAUGGCAGUUUAACUUUUAAAAGGCCAGCACAUUCAGAGAGAACCAGCAAGACCCCAGAUGUAGGGGGACAGGGGGCACGGGGGCAGGUGGAUGCACUGCCUUCAUCGUUCCCUGGCUGGUGCACGGACACGGGCUGGAACCUUGAUCUCUUUGCCAGGAAGGGGCAGAGUACCGACGUGUAGGGCUUUAGCCUGUCCCCUGACACAGCCCAGUCUACCGGGGACGCAGGACGCAAGCUCCCCUACAGCACCCAAGGGGGGAUGGAGUAGGAGGGUGUACUGGCAACGGCUGCUGGCCAACACCUGCCGGGUCAGAGCCGCGCUGUGUGGCAGGGGUCCCAGACCCUUCCAUCGUGGGGUAAGACAGCAUGGUGGCUGCUGCCUGGUUUUGCACGUGAGUAUGUAGGCACAGUGCAGUCUUCCCGUGGGGCCAGGGAGGCCAGGGGAUCCAGAUGGUCACUGGAAAUCUGAUUUUUAAGUGUCGGCAAGGCUUUUUCUUUGUUUUGUUGGAGAGAGUGGGCAAAGGGAAAUUCCACAGUUCGUCCUGGGCACUGCCGGCCCACCUGCUGGCUGGAGAGGUGGUUUACCAUGAGGUAGGCAGUGCCCACGUGGAGGAGGAAAAGCGCCACCCUUGGUGAAAUCUCACCAAUUGCUCUGAAGAAACCAUAAACCUCUUACCAGUCAUUCCAACCAGGAGAGACUGUCCUGCAGAGAAGGGUCCCAGGAGGAAUGGCUUGUUCAGCUGUCCUAGGUCCCAAGAUGGUGCUUAAAAAAAAAAAAAAAGAAUUUGGAGACCUCAGUUGCUGCCCCUUCAACCUAAAGAGGCCCACACUUUCCAGAAUUCCUGCCUGCCCAGGCAGAGGUGAUGGAUGACAGGUUGGCUGGGGGGCCCGGGAGGUUGUGUCGCAGCCCAGCUCUCUCCAAGUCCUACAUUUGAGCAGCUGUCCUGGCGCACGUUUCGGAAGCCCUGCUUGCUCGCGGGAUGCCCUCUUUGCCUCAGUUACCUUACUUUGCCCAUGGGUCUACCACAGGCGCUACCUCAUUGUGUCUGCUGAGAAGUUUACCUGGGGGAGAAACAAUUAGGUGUCCCAAAUCUGCUCGAGCUGAAUGUACAAUCUAUGCAAAUUCUCUCCCUCUGUUUCCUUCUCUGUCUCUCAAAAGUAUUUUUUUUUUUACGUUGCAAAUCAGAUACUUUAUAGACCCUAGACUGAGGGCUUUCAUGCGCCACCUGUGUCUGCCCCUCACGUUGUCUUUGGUUCUGUCCUCCCCAAGCCCCACCCAGGGAGAAAGCGGCCCCCCUCCUUCCGGCUGGGAAGCCUCCCCACUGCCUCUGCCCACGGAGUCCCCAGGAAAAGCAGGUUCUGCCCCCUUGCACCUCCAUCCCCCUCUCCCAUCUCCUCCUUCAUUUUCCUUCCCUCACCCCCAAAAGCCUUAGGUUUCUCCUUUUUGAAAUGUGGCCUUAAAAUUAUUUUUGGAAAGCUGACUGCCCUCUCCGUCCACCUUCCACCAACAUCCGAGAAGAAGGAGCAUCCUGAAGCUUUCGCGGCAGCCUCCUAAGCGAGAGGCUGCCCGUCUGUAGUUUGCAGAUGCCAUACACAUGGCUUCUAAACGCCGUCUUUAAGAGAAGCACUCUUCUGUUGUUCCUGUGGGUGAAACGAAGGCUCGGGUGCUCACGUGAACGUCAGCCCGUCCUCCGCGCACACUGCCGAGGUACCCUCUUUCCCCACCCCCACCCAGGCGUGGUGACUUGGAGGUACUUCGUUCAAGGGUAAAGCAGGAGAGUUUCUCAGUUUCUCUCUUCCUCCUUCCUGCCUGGAAAGUGAGAGCAUUAAGUAUUCCCAGCUGAUGGGUCGUGUUCUCAAAGGGAUCACACUUGCGCCUUCUGUUGUUCCAGGCUCUGUUGGAGGCCAAAGACAACCCUAGGGUUUCAUAGGAAAUUUACUGGAAUUGAGCGCAACCGUCCUUCGAGUCCGUUCUCGGUCUUUUUUUGUUUCUAAUAUGUUGUCAAUAGCGUGUGUUUGGGUAUUUUUUUUUUAGAGGCCUCACGAUAAGUUAUUACUGUCCCCCUCAUUUUUUUCAAAGACAUGUGGUGAUAUAGUUUUUAAAAAUAACUAUUUUGUUAUAGAUCAUGAUAUGCAUAAAACUGUACAGAAAUAUUUUGUAAUGUAUUGAUUUAAAAAAAUCUGUAAAUAAAGUUUAAAAAAAUUCCAAUGGCACACACCUGAAAGAUGUAGAUAUUUUGCUAUUUAUUUAAAGGAGUAUUUUAAGAGAUAUUGAACUAUCUGAAAUUGAUGAGUUAUCAAAAUUCCAAUCCUACGAAUGCUUUUCCUCAAGGUAGACAGUGAUUCUUGGAAAUGAUUGCACUACCCGCCCAUUUUUGCACCUUUUCUGUCUUUUCAUUUAGCAGAAAAACAACAACGAAAUUGUGCCUUAGCUGUAUUUUUUUGUCUAGGGGAGUUUGUUUCUGUCUGACAAAGCAAAAUUUUUUGCAGAAAACAGUGGAUGUAUUAAAUACUGUAUCAUACCAAAAACACUGCAGGUGUACAUAGAUGCUUUCUGUCAUACUGUGUUUUCAGAUGCAGAAUUUUAAAAUUAAAAAAAAAAUACUGUCUUUACGGAA
This is a messenger RNA of Leopardus geoffroyi (Geoffroy's cat), 8055 nucleotides long. RefSeq names its product xylosyltransferase 1 (gene XYLT1). Gene Ontology annotation, molecular function: protein xylosyltransferase activity. Gene Ontology annotation, biological process: chondroitin sulfate proteoglycan biosynthetic process; heparan sulfate proteoglycan biosynthetic process. Lineage: Eukaryota; Metazoa; Chordata; Mammalia; Carnivora; Felidae. The transcript is spliced from 12 exons. Gene Ontology annotation, cellular component: membrane. The record is from RefSeq and is a predicted model, not a curated record. Bases 114 to 2975 code for a protein of 953 amino acids.